AUGGGGGACAUGUCCAACAGCGAUUUUUAUGCCAAGAACCAAAGAAACGAGGACAACCAUGCGGCCGGCUUCGGCUGCUCGGUCAUGGAGCUCCGCUCCUUGAUGGAGCUGCGUGGCCCAGAGGCGGUUGUCAAACUCCAGGAGGACUACACGGGCGUAGAGGGACUCUGCAAACGACUGAAAACCUCACCCACAGAAGGUCUCGCAGGUGACAAAAAUGACCUGGACAAGAGAAAAGAAAUAUAUGGUGAAAACCUGAUACCUCCAAAGAAGCCAAAAACCUUCCUGCAGCUGGUAUGGGAGGCCCUGCAGGACGUCACCCUCAUCAUCCUGGAGCUUGCUGCCCUGAUCUCCCUGGGACUCUCCUUCUACCACCCUCCCGGAGAGAGCAACGGAGAGUCUUGUGGCGCGGCAGGAGGUGGGGUAGAGGACGAGGGCGAGGCGGAUGCCGGCUGGAUCGAGGGUGCAGCUAUCCUGUUGUCUGUGGUGUGUGUGGUGCUGGUGACGGCCUUCAACGACUGGUCGAAAGAGAAGCAGUUCCGUGGGCUGCAGAGCCGCAUCGAGCAGGAGCAGAAAUUCCAGGUGGUCCGCGGUAGCCAAGUCAUACAGCUGCCAGUGUCGGACAUAUUGGUAGGGGAUAUCGCACAGAUCAAAUACGGUGAUCUGCUUCCCGCUGAUGGAGUGUUGAUCCAGGGCAAUGACCUGAAGAUUGACGAGUCAUCACUGACCGGCGAGUCCGACCACGUCAAGAAGUGUGUAGAAAAGGACCCUAUGCUGUUGUCUGGCACCCAUGUGAUGGAGGGGUCAGGGCGCAUGUUGGUGACUGCUGUUGGUGUCAACUCUCAGACUGGAAUCAUCAUGACCCUGCUGGGGGCCGGCCCAGAGGAAGAGGAGAAGAAAGAAAAGAAAGGAGGGGCAGUGCAAGAUGGACAUCAGAAUACAGACUGCUCCCAUCCCCCUAUCCACCCCAUCGCAACUAUAGCCACGGAUGGGGCUGCAGGCAUUAAUGCCCCUGGCAGUGCCAGCCUAAUUAAUGGUAAAAUGCAAGAUGGCAAUAUGGAGAGCAACCAAAUUAAAGUAAAGAAGCAGGAUGGAGCAGCUGCCAUGGAGAUGCAGCCUCUAAAGAGUGCUGAAGGUGGAGAGUCCGAUGAGAAAGAGAAGAAGAAGGUGUCUGGUUCGAAGAAAGAGAAGUCUGUGCUCCAAGGGAAGCUGACCAAACUGGCUGUCCAGAUUGGCAAAGCAGGUUUGCUCAUGUCAGCCGUUACAGUCAUCAUCCUGGUCCUGUAUUUUGCCAUUGACAACUUUGUGCUGCAAAAGAACCCUUGGAUGCCAGAGUGCACUCCCAUCUACAUCCAGUACUUUGUCAAGUUCUUCAUCAUCGGUGUGACUGUCUUAGUGGUGGCCGUGCCAGAGGGGCUGCCACUGGCUGUCACCAUCUCCCUGGCCUACUCUGUCAAGAAAAUGAUGAAAGACAACAACCUGGUGCGUCACCUGGAUGCAUGUGAAACGAUGGGCAAUGCUACAGCCAUCUGUUCUGACAAGACAGGCACGCUGACCACCAACCGCAUGACGGCUGUGCAGUUUUACAUUGGAGAUAUGCACUACAAAGAAAUCCCAGAUCCUGGAGCUCUGUCACCCAAAUCACUGGACUUACUGGUCAAUUCCAUCUCCAUCAACAGCGCCUACACCACCAAGAUACUGCCCCCGGAUAAGGAAGGCGGUCUGCCGAAGCAGGUGGGCAACAAGACAGAGUGCGGUCUGCUGGGAUUGGUCAUCGACCUAAAGCGGGACUAUCAGCCAAUAAGAAACCAGAUCCCAGAGGACAAGCUUUACAAAGUCUACACCUUCAACUCUGUCAGGAAGUCCAUGAGCACAGUCAUCAAGUUGUCCGACGGGAGCUUCCGCAUGUACAGCAAAGGAGCCUCUGAGAUUGUCCUCAAAAAAUGCAGCCAUAUCCUGAACGAGGUGGGUGAGUCGAGGGUUUUCCGUCCACGGGACAAGGACGAGAUGGUCAAGAAGGUGAUCGAGCCCAUGGCAUGCGAAGGCCUUAGGACCAUCUGUGUGGCGUACCGUGACUUCUCUGGUGAUCCCGAGCCCUCCUGGGACGAUGAGUCCAACAUCCUCAAUGACCUCACAGCCAUCAGUGUUGUUGGGAUAGAAGACCCUGUCAGGCCAGAGGUGCCCGAUGCUAUCCUGAAGUGCCAGCGUGCCGGCAUCACAGUGCGCAUGGUGACAGGAGACAACAUCAACACAGCCAGGGCCAUAGCCAUCAAGUGUGGUAUCAUCCACCCCGGAGAGGACUUCCUCUGUAUCGAUGGUAAAGAGUUCAACAGGAGGAUCCGCAAUGAGAAAGGAGAGGUGGAGCAGGAGCGUAUUGACAAGGUUUGGCCUAAACUCCGAGUUCUGGCUAGAUCUUCCCCAACCGACAAACACACACUUGUAAAAGGCAUUAUUGACAGUACUGCGACAGACCAGAGGCAGGUGGUGGCUGUGACAGGAGAUGGGACCAAUGAUGGACCUGCACUAAAGAAAGCUGAUGUUGGAUUUGCCAUGGGUAUUGCUGGUACAGAUGUGGCCAAGGAGGCGUCAGAUAUCAUUCUGACUGAUGAUAACUUCAGCAGCAUCGUUAAAGCAGUAAUGUGGGGCCGGAACGUCUAUGACAGCAUCUCCAAAUUUCUUCAGUUCCAGCUGACUGUCAACGUUGUGGCCGUCAUCGUCGCUUUCACUGGCGCCUGCAUCACACAGGAUUCUCCUCUUAAGGCCGUGCAGAUGUUGUGGGUGAACCUGAUCAUGGAUACGUUUGCAUCUCUGGCCCUGGCCACAGAGCCUCCUACAGAGUCUCUGCUUAUGAGGAAGCCAUACGGUCGCAACAAGCCGCUAAUCUCCAGCACCAUGACGAAGAACAUCCUGGGACACGGAGUCUAUCAGCUCAUCAUCAUCUUCACACUCCUCUUUGCUGGAGAGAAGAUCUUUGACAUUGACAGCGGCCGCAAUGCUCCUCUCCACGCCCCUCCAUCUGAGCACUACACCAUCAUCUUCAACACCUUCGUCAUGAUGCAGCUCUUCAACGAGAUAAAUGCCCGCAAAAUCCAUGGAGAGAGGAAUGUCUUCGACGGUAUCUUCAGGAACCCUAUCUUCUGCACUAUUGUUUUUGGCACUUUUGCUAUGCAGAUUGUGAUUGUGCAAUUUGGAGGGAAGCCAUUCAGCUGUCAACCUCUGAACCUGGAAAAGUGGAUGUGGUGUGUUUUCCUGGGGCUGGGAGAGCUGGUCUGGGGACAGGUGAUAGCCAGCGUACCCAAUAGCAAGUUGCGUUUCCUGCGGAGGGCUGGCCAGUUAACCCGGAAAGAUGAGUUACCAGAAGAGGACACAAAUGAUGAUAAUGAUGAGAUUGACCAUGCAGAGAGGGAGCUGAGGAGAGGACAGAUCCUCUGGUUUAGAGGACUCAACCGCAUUCAGACUCAGAUCCGCGUUGUGAAUGCAUUCCGUAGCUCUCUCUAUGAAGGCCUGGAAAAACCAGACUCCAGAUCCUCCAUCCACAACUUCAUGACACAACCCGAGUUUAGGAUAGAAGACUCCACGCCCAACAUCCCGCUCAUCGACGACACAGACGAUGAUUCUGCUCGGAGGAGGAAGUUCUCCAGCCAGCCCUCAUCCCCCAACAAGAAUAACAACGCCAUCAACAGUGGCAUCAAUCUCACCAUCGACACCAGUAAAUCAGCCGCCUCCUCUGGCCCUGCCAGCCCUCUUCACAGCUUGGAGACCAGCCUCUAA
This is a messenger RNA of Cyclopterus lumpus (lumpfish), 3771 nucleotides long. RefSeq names its product ATPase plasma membrane Ca2+ transporting 2 (gene atp2b2). Gene Ontology annotation, cellular component: postsynaptic density membrane; intracellular membrane-bounded organelle. The transcript is spliced from 22 exons. Gene Ontology annotation, biological process: regulation of cytosolic calcium ion concentration; calcium ion transmembrane transport. The coding region runs from base 1 to 3771 and encodes 1256 amino acids. NCBI's taxonomy places the organism in Eukaryota, Metazoa, Chordata, Actinopteri, Perciformes, Cyclopteridae. Gene Ontology annotation, molecular function: ATP binding; P-type calcium transporter activity; ATP hydrolysis activity. The record is from RefSeq and is a predicted model, not a curated record.